Molecule: messenger RNA, 673 nt
Organism: Aethina tumida (small hive beetle)
Lineage: Eukaryota; Metazoa; Arthropoda; Insecta; Coleoptera; Nitidulidae
Product: F-box/LRR-repeat protein 7-like
Exons: 2
Coding region: 40-519 (159 amino acids)
Molecular function (GO): protein binding
Source: RefSeq, a predicted model, not a curated record
UUGAUAGACGUUAAUUGCACGAAUAAGUUUCGGUCGAGUAUGGACCGUUUGCCAGAAGCACUCAUUUUAAACAUGUUUAAAAAGCUGCCACCUAAAGAUCUGUACCAGGUACAAAUGGUGUGCAGCCAAUGGAGAAGAAUAGCUUUCUCACCGAUCCUCUGGAAAGUAAUCGAUGCCAAUGCAGAAGUACCAACGAAAGUACUGAAACAAUUGAUCCAAAAUGCGCAUCUUUUGGAGGAACUUAUAUUGCAAGAUAGAAAGGAUGUCGACGAGAUUUUAUGCCUUGUAGCUGAAUAUCCAUCCAACCUCAAGGUGCUGAAAUUAUUCAACUGUUGGGGAACCAACGACUGCCAGAAUAUAGCACAUUCUGGCCUUAUUAAAAUGGUGAAGGUGUGUCCAAUGUUAUGUACAUUUCAUUUUGAUCAAUGUCUGGAAGAAGUGUCACUCGACUUCUUGAGAAUUCUGUCUCGCAAAGAAGGAGCGAGCAUUUAUUUCCGUGAAGUAAGAGUGACAUUUUAAAACUCGCUAUGGACAGUUUAUGUUCAUGAUUUAUACUUAUUGAAAAGACAUAUGAUUACUAAAAAAAUUAUUUUAUUUAUUUUUUAUGAAACAUAAAUGUUUUGGAAUUGUAAUUUAAUAUGUGACAAAUAAAAAUGAAAAAAUGUUUUGUUUA